Molecule: messenger RNA, 402 nt
Organism: Lachancea meyersii CBS 8951
Lineage: Eukaryota; Fungi; Ascomycota; Saccharomycetes; Saccharomycetales; Saccharomycetaceae
Source: the annotation of a GenBank genome assembly
AUGAGCUCUUCUUCAUCGCAGAAGCCUGGGAAUGGGAAAAGAAGCAGUAUAAAGGGACUUAGGGGCAUUUUGAAGCGCAAUUCAGACAGCGGGGGAAAAGUUGUCAAGACGGAGCCUAAAAGAAGCAGGCCAUUUUGGCGUUCGUGGCCAAAACGGUACUCGAGCGAGCCCUUGCGGAACGAAAAUAGACUUCAGGCAAUAUACAGUGUCGACAUCUCUAUAGCCACUGCGAUAGUGAUAUGUUUUGCCCUGGCAGUGCUGCUGCUCGUAGUGAAGGAGAUAGGUCUGACGGCGCGACACUGUGUCAAAUGGGACCUCUGGACAUUUCUGGCCAUGGGUAAGAGGAGCUUCGUGAUGAGCGUGCUACAGAGGCUCUGUUACAAAAUCUGGGAGGGACUUUGA